Messenger RNA from Tachysurus fulvidraco (yellow catfish), 2363 nucleotides. Its product is annotated as FYN-binding protein 1. Gene Ontology annotation, molecular function: protein binding. The transcript is spliced from 15 exons. The record is from RefSeq and is a predicted model, not a curated record. NCBI's taxonomy places the organism in Eukaryota, Metazoa, Chordata, Actinopteri, Siluriformes, Bagridae. The coding region runs from base 355 to 2073 and encodes 572 amino acids. Gene Ontology annotation, biological process: T cell receptor signaling pathway; protein localization to plasma membrane; integrin-mediated signaling pathway. Gene Ontology annotation, cellular component: plasma membrane.
AGCUGACAUACUGCAGUUUAUUGAGGUUAGCUACACCACAGAACUUUCCUCAUCUGCAUGCGAGCUCAAAGGGCUGUUCCAGAAGAGGCUUAUUUCACAAUCUGUUUAUUUUUACUUUCCUUCUCUCAGUGAAAAUACUGAUGUCGGAUUUACCUGUUACCUGUCAUUUUCUUGAGAAACUGACACUUGUUUAGAGUUUUCUCUCUCUCUCUCUUUCUCUCUUUCUCUCUCUCUCUUUCUCUCUUUCUCUCUCUCUUUCUCUCUCUUUCUCUCUCUCUUUCUCUCUCUGAGCUUUAACUUUACAUCAGAAAUGUCAGGGAACCUGUACGGAAAUAAAACUCCACUCUAACAUACAUGGGGGACAAUGCAGACUUCAAGGCCCUGAGGGCCAAGUUUCAUUCUCAAGCUGAAAGGGCCGCAUCCAAUGCUGGACCUUACUCCAGGCCUCACAUUGCUGGUUAUUUGCCAGAGUCGUCAGACAAUGGACUGGUCCGAAACAAAAUUCCCCUUUUAACACCAAAGCCGGUGUUUCCAGUGAACCCCGGCACCGAACCCAAGAGAUUUAGUUCAAAUCCCCAAGGAGUGUUUCCCAAACCUCCACCAUCUCACCGUUUAGGAGCUAAAGAUGAUCCUGUACCACCUGUCGCUGACACUGAGAACACAAGGAGAGUAAAACUGACAGGAGAGCUUCUCCAAAACAGGAUGCUGCAACAUCUUGAGAAGAAGCCCCAAGCACAUCCCAGGUCACUACUGCCAAGUCAGAAGAGCUUGUCAGAUGUAAUUCCUCUGAGAAAACCAUUCCCUAAUGUUGGGCAACGACCUACAAAGCCCAAACGACCUCCGUCUGUCAACCUGGAGCGUUUUCGUGUCAAGGGUCCAGCCUUUCUGCACACAGUCCAUCAAGAUACUAAAGCAUCUGAAGGGCCACCACGACCACCGAAAUCAACUUUUAUGUCUGCGACGCCGCCGGUUACACAGAGAAUCAUCGAACCUGAACAGGACACAUACGAUGAUAUCGAUUUGCCCCCACCUCCACCUCCGCCUCCUAAACCAUCUUCCGGUGAAUCAUGGACGAGCAGUUUCUCGUCUCAGGCUGAUGAGGAGAGCGACGAUAGCGAAAUUUACGAACAUGUCGAUCAGGACGAGAUUGCACAGCCUGUGGUUUUGGAGAAGAAAAAACUAAAAGAACACAAACGACAACAAGAAGUGGAAAAAAAGAAAGAGCAAAAGGAGAGGCUCAAAAAAGAAAACGAGUACCGAAAAAAGUUCAAACUGACUGGAGAGAUCGACGUGCUGCACAUAGCUCGUGUGAGAGAGGACUGGCACGGGGGGAAGAACGAUCUGCGUGUGCGACAGGGAGAAGCUGUGGAGAUCGUGCGUGUGAAGAACAACCCAGAGGGAAGAUGGCUGGCACGAAACAUGAGCGGGGAAUAUGGAUAUAUCAGUAACACGUGCGUAGAUGUGGACUACGAAGGAAUAAAGCGAAAGAUUCGCAGCGAAGCCGCUCCUCCUGCGCUUCCUCCUCCCGCCUUAUUGGACGAGGACGUCUACGACGACGUCGGUUCCGACACACUGAACAGCAGCCUCAAUGUGAGCGGCGAGAUAUAUGAUGAUGUCGAUCAUGUCAUACCCGAUGACUUCCCCCUCCCCCCUCCGGAGAUCUGCCAAGACCCUAAAAAAAGCAAGAAGCUAGAGAAGGAGGAAAAGGAGUUCAGAAAAAAGUUUAAGUUUGAAGGCCCCAUCCAAGUGCUGUGCUGCAUGAUGGUGGAUCCAAACGCCAACAUCAAGAAGGGCGGUGGGAAGGAGCUGACUGUUGUGAAGGGGGAGAUUCUUGAAGUUAUUCAGCAGACUAACGAGAAGAAAGUACUCUGUCGUAAUGAUCAGGGAAAAUUUGGAUAUGUUCCCAGACAUUACCUUCUACAUGAGGAAAACGACAUAUAUGAUGAUAUUGACAACAUGACAGGUAUGAGAGUGAAAAGAAAUGGUUUCCAAAAUGGUUGUCAAGGAUUUAUAGCUGUAUAUAUGAUCAAACGUGAUCCGCUUCAGACAAAUAUUGUCAAUUGUAAUAUGUAAGAUUCUUCCAGUCUCCAUUCUUCAGUCUCCAAACCUCAUGUUUAACAUGCAACAUUUUAUAUCUUUUAUUUUCACAUUUUUCCUCACAGAUAUUUAUGAUAAUGAUGUCAGUGGACCAGCUCCACUGAGGUCUUGACCAUCAUAUUAACAAUGAUACGAUGGACGAGGUGGAAGAAAAAGAGGACCUUAUGAGAUUGAUUCAUGUGUAUUGAGGACACGAGGUCAGGAAGGAGGAGGAGGAGAAUAUUCAAAUGUUGUACAUUGAAGAAAUAAAUGCAUGUUUUUACUAA